Messenger RNA from Bombyx mori (domestic silkworm), 4031 nucleotides. Its product is annotated as alpha-mannosidase 2. Gene Ontology annotation, biological process: mannose metabolic process; protein deglycosylation; N-glycan processing. The record is from RefSeq and is a predicted model, not a curated record. Bases 39 to 3917 code for a protein of 1292 amino acids. Gene Ontology annotation, molecular function: alpha-mannosidase activity; carbohydrate binding. Gene Ontology annotation, cellular component: Golgi membrane. The transcript is spliced from 6 exons. NCBI's taxonomy places the organism in Eukaryota, Metazoa, Arthropoda, Insecta, Lepidoptera, Bombycidae.
AAUUGACAGCGUUUUCCAGUUCUUCGUCGACCUCAAUCAUGAUCCGUUGUUUCAAACAGCAUUACCUUGUUUUUACAAUAAUAUUGAGCUUACAAAUUCAGAUCUUCGGUUAUGAAAAAACUUUACGCAAGAUUGUUCGAGACCACUCGAAAAUGGUUCACAGGCCUUUCAGUGAUAGUUCGUCACAGAUUUUAUGGAAAAAUUCUUCAUUUAAAAUAAACGAGCACGACGCAUUCCCGGCUUACAUUCAAAUGAACGCGAUGUUACAUAAAAAAAUACGACCAAAGAUAUCAACUAUUCUGUCUGGAGUGGAAAGUGGCAGAAGCAAGUCCGGAACUAGAAUGAACAUUGGAAAAAGCGAAAGUCUUUUCCACAACGACGUUCGACAAGCACGGAAUACGCUUUAUAACAAAACUCUCCCACAACCAAGUGUUAACAACACACCAGACCAAAAAAACGAAUCAAAUUUGGACAAAUCAGCUUCAAAGUUUUUCCCUUCUAUUGAAGAACAUGAGACGUCUAACGAAAAAAAUGGUAUCCAAUCAAAUGAUAUAGCAAAUACAAUAAUAAUUCCAGAAAACGUACAAUAUCACAACGAAACUGAGUUUUUAGUACAAAAAAUUUUCGUACAUAAAUUGGAUACCGAUGUUUCUCCUGGCCUCACUGCAGACGCUAAUGUACCAUUUAAUACAGAAAUGGAUGCAGAUACUGAUAGAGAUUUUUUGAUAGAACGAAUACCUAUCAAAUCGAGCUAUAUUUAUAACGCAACGACUAAUCCGUACGUUUGCCAUUUAGUGAGAGAAACAAAUACUGACAUAGAUGCACAACAAAAAUUUCUGGAAUUCGAAAUUGAGCCAAAAUGGAUGACAAAAAAAACCUACUGGAAUCAUAUUUUCGAAAGCCGUUAUGAAUCCUUAAUGCGUAAUCCAAAAUGGCCGUCACUAAAAGUUAUACUAGUCCCAAGGACGCACGUUGAUACAAUUUGGAAAAAAACAUUCAAGCAGUAUUUUGAUGAUUCAGUGAACAAAAUAAUCUCAAACAUAGUGAAAAAAUUACAAUUUUAUAGUAAUCUCACUUUUGCUUGGAAUGAAAUUUCCCAUUUAAGUCGUUGGUGGAUGACAACUUCGCAUAAAAGUAGAUCGGCUUUUCGUAAAUUAGUCAAAUCGGGAAGACUAGAAAUUACCACAGGAGGAUGGGUGGAAACAGAUGAAGCGACAACUCAUUUGUUCGGGCUAUUGCACCAGUUUAUAGAAGGUCAUCAAUGGUUAAAAUAUCAUCUCAAUUAUUCACCAAAAGUCGGAUGGAUGACUAAUACCGUUACUCAUAGCCCAACUUUUCCAUAUAUUUUGUCGGCUUCAGACAUUUCUCAGAUAGUUAUAACAAACCUUCACUAUGCCUGGGAACAGUACUUUGCCGAAUAUCAAAUUAGCAAUUUUGUAUGGCAACAAAAUUGGGACACAGAUAAAAACACAGGUAGUCCUCUGAACGAUGCUCUUUUCAAAAUGGGCAAUGAAAAAUAUGGAAAAAAUUCGGUCCUCACGCAUUAUUUACCAUUUAAUUCAGCCGGCUUCAAGGCAUGCGGUCCUAAUAAAGCGAUUUGUGAGAAUGAAUUUAAUUUCGCAAACGUAAACAAGAACAUCGAUAUAAAUCCAUACAAUGUUAAAGAAAAAGCGGAGUUGUUACUAGAACAGUAUUCUAAAACAGGGACGCUUACAUCUCAUAACGUAAUUAUCGCGCCACUUGGUGGAUACUUUCGAUAUGAAUCACAAACCGAGUUUGACUAUCAGUAUAACAAUUAUCAGAAACUGGCAGAUUUUGUUAAUUACAAUCGUGAAAUUUACAAAGCGACUAUUGUGUUUGGCACGCCCAAAGACUAUUUUCGCAGCAUAUUCAAAGAAGUCCACUCUUUUCCAUCACUGCAAGGAGAUUUUCUCAACUUUGCUGACUUGAGCUCGGGUAGUCCCGCUUAUUGGACGGGCUUUUACACUACGAGACCGUAUACAAAGAUUUUGCUGCGACGCUUGCAGUCGACUUUACGUACAACGGAAAUGUUGUUUUCUUUUGCUGUUAACUUAAAUGUUUUCCGAGAAUAUGACACGUCAAACAUUAUUGAACGUUUGAUAAAAGCGCGAGAGAACGUCGCCCGAUUAAUGGAUCGAAAUAUACAAACCGGUACACUAACGGCUAAUAAAAUUAAAUACGUUCAUCACCUCAUUCUGACAACAGUAAAAGACUGCUGGUUCAUCCAAGAGAUAUCUGUUAGUUUUCUAAGCACGAAGUCUGGAGAAACAAAAUCGUAUCUUCAAAAAUACGUAUUUAGAGAUGGCGAGUUUAUGUCAAUAUUUAAAACUGUUUCGCCUGGAGAUCAAAUUUAUAUCUUCAAUUCGAUGAACCACGAAAGAACUGAAAUAGUAGAAUUACUCACAAGGUAUUCUACUAUAAGAGUUGUAGACCAUUCGAAAAAAGACGUAACUAUUCAAAUCAAUCCGGUUUGGAAAUAUUCAUCGGAAAACGUAAUAAGAAUUUCUAAAAGAUUUUUCAAGAUUGUAUUUGCGGUAAUUGUGCCUCCAAUGACGCUGGAACUAUUUCAAAUUAAAGAAACAUACGACGGAACAUUAAAUGCAGCUGUUUUAUAUUGUUCUGCUUGUGUUGUUGAAAAUAUUCCUAGUGAGCCCACAAUAUUUCCAUUCAGCGUUCAACCUUUACAAACAGGUGACAUACAAUUGGAGAACCAUAAACAAAGGCUCACUUUUGAUGAAAUCACUGGCUUCUUGAAGACUGUAUUUGAAAAAGAAACGAAUAUUGAAAAAAAUAUUAUAUUAGACUACGGUGCGUUCAGGGGCUCAAAUUUAAAUUCUGGGAUGUUUUUGUUUAACACGAAUGUUUCAAAACCUUUACAUGAUGUUUUGAUGCCGUAUAGAAUCGGCAUUAAAAAGAAGAUCGUUUUGAUUAUAACAGGACAAAUUACUACGGAGCUGAAUUCUAUUUUUGGACGUUUUCUAGCACACAAGACAAAAAUCUUUAAUCUGGUUGGAAGUGCUCUGUCCAAAGCGAUGUACGUUGAAAGCAAAAUCGACUACGAUGUAUCCCCAAACAAUAGAGAAUUAGAAUUAUUUUUAACAAUACAAACCGAUAUAUCCAACGGCAAUCCUCCUCAGAUAUUCACUGAUAAUAACGGCUUCCAGUACACAGCACGUGCUUUGAAUAUUAGUAGGCGCGUGGAGUCGAACAUGUAUCCUAUGACAAGUUUGGCGUACUUACAAGACCGUAGAAGCCGAUUGACUGUUGUCACCGAUCAUGCACAAGGAGUAACGGCAUUACAAGAAGGUCAGUUAGUCAUCAUGUUAGACCGCCGUGUGCUUUUUGAUGAUGGCCGAGGUACCAACGAAGGACUGGCAGAUAACAGCGCGACUUACCAGCGGCAUUUUGUGAUUCUCGAAGGCCUCAAUGAUGCUCCGUAUAAUCAACCGCCAAACGUGAAGCUGUUGAACCUACCUAGUUCUACAGCUUUGUACCUUUCGAAUUCUCUAAACAAUGUUCUAGAUCUAUUUUUUAUCGAUAAAAACAAUACGUACCUGAGUUAUUAUGGUUUUUUACCACUUAUUAAAACGUCUUUCCCUUGUGACGUCACCGUAAUCAAUUACAGGGUUAUUUUGCAUCCGAGUGUUUCGCAACAUCAUACUAUUAACACCGCAUUACUGACACUGCAUCGACAAAGUUCUUCUUGUCGAAUCGAGAACAUAGCUCCGUCAAAUUGUAAUGGUGAUAGCAGAUUUUCCGUCGAUAAAAUUCUGCGUAACGUGAAAGCUGUUUAUAAAACAAAUUUAGUUGGAACCAGUGAAGGAAUGCCCUUACUUCACUACACACUCGCUAACUUCCUUCCUAUGGAGUUGGUGACGUUGCGAAUAUAUUUUUAAUAUUAAAUAGUAGAAUUGUUAUUAUAACUUAUUAACUAGUAUGCAAAUAUUAAUCCGUUUAGUAUAAAGUAAAAUAUUGUAAAUGAAAAAAAAUAAACAUUGGUUGGAAUCACA